AGACCAUGUCAAAAAAUUACGUGUGAAACAUCGUGUGGUGGUUGAUCCCUACAAUUUCGUUAAUAUUAUUCAAGUGACAAUCGGAAGGGUUGAUAAUUUUGUUUCUGCCGGUUUAUGUUCGUGAGACAUUUUGAUCAUACAUCUGUGAAAUAUUCGUUUUAAUUACUCUUUAAUAUAUAGAGUAAAAAACAACAUUCUUUUGGAUGUCCCGGGCACCGCACGAGGAUGCUCUUCGCUGAAUCUACCUGUUUUACUGCCGGGUCGUAAGAUCGCACUUCUCCGGAUGUGGCAUAUUUGCCCACCAGAUGUCGCCACUAACGUUACCUCGUGAUGAUCCCGGUGAUUCUGCCAAUUCAUAUAGACAAUGGCAAGUGGGUCGAUGUCCCGAUCACCCCCGACACUCGAUGUCAAGAUGUCAUCGAUUGUUGCCGGGAGCCCAGCGACGAAAUUUGCUUUCUUGUCCAGACAGCCGGUCUCACAGAACAUAUUGUACCGGAAGACACAUUUAUGAUGGAGGUUCUUAGCAGAUGGGGCAAUAAUUGGCCCACAUUAACAUUUCACCUGCAGUACAACGAUCCUAUUGAAAGUAUACGGAGCUUAGGACCUCGCCCAUUUUCGCCCACUGCCAUGAAAGAGAGUAGAAACUGGCAACGAAAGUUGCCGGAAAGCAACGAGUUGAGCUUGGCCGACUUGCGCCAAAUGGCUGCACGCCAACAGCACCAAAUCGAAGCUCAUCAGCAAUUGUUGGUCGCCAAAGAACAGCGCCUAAAAUUCCUAAAACAACAAGAAGCGCGCCACCACCAAGGACAACCAGCACCCCAUGUGCAAGAAAGUGACAGGUUACGUCAUCUGCGAGAGCGGGUGGAACUACAAGAACUGAAGUUAAGACGAUUGCGAGCUUUGCGAGGCCAAGUUGAACAGCAUAAAUCCAAUAACUCCAAUUUAGGUGCUGAGUUGGAGUCUAUUCGAGCUUUAUUCAAUGAAAAAGAAAAAGAGCUUUCUAUGGCAGUGGCCAAAGUGGAGGAACUUACUCGACAGCUGGAAGACGUAAGACGUGGUGAUAUUGCUGGUCUUAAGCAUGGCACAACACCAUCCCCUGCUGCUUUAGAAUUUCAGAAACUAAAAAGAGAACUUUUAUAUCGAUCCAAACUAAAUGAGCAACAAAAUGCUCGAAUAGCACAGCAAAGGGAAACUCUGGCUAAAAGACAAUCAGAAAUAUCACAGAUGGAUCAACGUAUAGCAGAACUUCAACAAAGGCUUCAAAAGAAAAGACUUUUAAACCAGCAACUAAGCAGUCAUUUGCACGCAGCUAGUCGCAGUAGGCCUCGUACAAAUAUUGCUGCUGUUGAACCUCUGAAACGUGCUGCACAAGAUGUAGAAUUAGUUCAUGAUGACUUGAAGGUACCUAGUGAUUCCGAGUUUACACCAAAUAAAAAAGACCCCAAAUAUCAAACUCUUCCAUAUAACACUAAGUUUCCUGUGGGUGGAAAUCCCGAUGUUCAUCAGAAACCUUCACUUGUGAACGGAACUGAAAGAGAGGAUAAGCCGCCUCUCCAAAAUGGUGGACCUCCACCUUAUCCUGAACCUCCAAAAGUUCAUUCUCCACCUCAUAAACCUCCCCCACCUCGAGGACUUGGUGCUUUAUCUCCUAGGCCUUUCAAUUCCAUUUCUAGUACUACUUCAAUAAGAGGACCACAGCAAAGGAUUGUGGCAACUACUUCCAGUGGAAUAUCUUCCUCAAGCAAUACUGUCACAACUCAACCAAAAGCUAACUCGAUUGGUCCUCCUGGGAUACCUCGAUCUAAAACACCAGUGCUCCAUUCCAAUCAUCAAGUUGUACUUCCACCAACUGUAAUGACUUCUGGACAGCCUAGCAUAUCACGAACUAUUCCUCAAACACCUGCUAGGCAGCAUCCAGCUCCAAGUUACACUCACGCUCGCUUACGAGGAACUGAUACCUCAUCCAUCUCCCAAAAACCUAUCGUUCCUCCUAAACCUGGCACUCCUAGCAAACCUGUACCACCUCCUCGUCAAAUCCAUGGUGUGCUAAAUAAUUUGCCAAAACCUGACACAGUGGAUCAAGCUCUAUCUGUGUUGAAAGGAGAUCUACGGAGCAAUGAAAGUCAGAGGCUUUUAUCCCAAGUGUCUCCAACAACCAGCUUACAACAACGACUAGCACCUUCUGUGUAUGGGUACCCUCCACAAAAGACCAUUGACAGUUUCAACGAUCAUAAUAGAAAUCAGUCAUCUGAAACUGAGUCUAGGAGCUCUCCGCCAAACCGUCUUCCAGUGAAUGGUAGUGUUCCAACUCACAGUACAGAGAGCAAUAAUGUCCACGUAUCCCUCAAUCGCCGCAUUGGCAUGCCUCCAGCAUUUUACUUCCCAGAAAACCAAACACCCCCAUCUGAUUUGAAUGGUGGGGAUAUUUCAGUAAGUGCCAAGAGGAGGCCUUUCUUGCAAGAAGAUUCACAAUUUCUGAACUUGGAUUGUUCAAGUUCUGAAAGUGAUGUGAUUUCAUCAAAAACAUCAAGCCUUUCCAUAAUUACCACAGAAAAAACCAAAGAUCAAGAAAUAAAACCUCCCUCACCAGAUUCACCUUCUGACCAUACGAGUUCUCUAAACAGUUCACAGCAAACAUCAUCAUUAUCACCCGAUUCAACGGAUCGCAGUGCAUCUGAUAUUGAGCAGUCAUCUGAUAAAUCUGUUGUUGGCGCAGUGCUGAGAAGGGUUAAAAAGGGGAACCUGAAAACCAAGGGGGGUGUGAAAAAUUCUCGAAGGGUCAGUUUUGAUCCUCUGGCCCUGUUGCUAGAUGCUGCCCUUGAAGGAGAGCUUGAGCUUGUGAAGAAAACAGCAAAAGAAGUUCCAAACCCAAGCGCUGCUAAUGAUGAAGGAAUUACUGCUCUUCAUAAUGCAAUUUGUGCUGGACACUUAGAGAUAGUAAAAUUUUUAGUUGAGUUUGGCUGUGAUGUAAAUGCUCAAGACAGUGAUGGAUGGACGCCUCUGCACUGUGCAGCUUCUUGCAAUAAUUUAUCCAUGGUGAAAUAUUUAGUUGAACGAGGAGCUUGUAUUUUUGCCACAACACUUAGUGAUCACGAAACAGCUGCUGAGAAAUGCGAAGAAGAUGAAGAAGGGUUUGAUGGAUGUUCAGAAUAUUUGUAUAGUAUGCAAGAAAAAUUAGGCAUAUUGAAUGGAGGUGUUGUUUAUGCCUUGUAUGAUUAUGAAAGUCAAAAUUCCGAUGAGCUGUCAUUCAGGGAUGGAGAUCAACUGGUAGUAUUGAGGAAAGGUGAUGACUUGGAGAGAGAAUGGUGGUGGAGUAAACUCAGUGACCGAGAGGGUUACGUGCCAAGAAAUCUCCUUGGACUUCAUCCUCGAGUGACAGUCAAGAGAGAUCAAUAACAACACGAAAACGUAUCUCAUUGCUCUCAAAUGCUGUUUGAAAGCUGUUGAGAUUUAUACAUGUAUGGCAGCUGUGCCUCGCCAAAAAGGAGGUCUUUCUAAUUGCAAAGGAAAUCACACAAGGUUCACCCAGUUCUAAGUACUAGAACUGAAGUGCAACUGUGACUCAUGUUAUAGAACACUAGCCUAGUCAAAACUAGGGUUUAGGAUGUUCGUAACAUAUAUAUUAGGCUUCUCAUAUUUUUAUUCAACCAGAUUAGAUAUUUUUAAUGUUAAAGUAUGUGAUGAACAACUUUUUUAUUUGAUGAGCGCUUGAAAAUAUCACUGAUUUCAUUUGUUCUAUUGGUCAUUAAAUAUAAAUAUCACCACUAGUUUUCAUUUUAGGCAUGUAUUUGUACAGCAAAAGGAUAUUGUCACAUAAAUAAUGAAGACUUUGUUUUAAAUAAUAAGAGGAGGGGGUGGGGGCAGUUUUAAUGCUUUUUUUUUCUUGAGUAAUAAUAGUUAUUAUAUGGAUAAUGUUACAAAGCAAGGAAAAUUUUGAAGUAUUUUUACAAUUCUCUUUUAAAUUUUAUAUCACAUAACAGUUAUACAUUUUUUAUUUCUUUUUAUGUUUACCAUAAUUAUGGUAAUUAUUUCUAAAGGUAAUUCUGUUUUAAUAGUUAAGUGUUAAAAACCAUUAUAAGAAUAGAUCUAUUUACAGAAUCAAUAUGUUUUGGUUUUAUGAAACAAAUUCUUUGCAUAAAAAAGAGUGGGAUUUAGCAUGAAAAUCGACAUUCAAACAUUUAAAAAACGAUUUUAAGAUCGAAUGUAUUUUAACAUAUCGAAUAAUUGUGUUGAAACUCCUUUGCAAAAAAGAAAGAUUUUUUUCUCCAAUUUUGUGUGAGUUAUAUAUGUAUAUAUUUUACAAUUUUUUCUCCUUUUGUAAUAUGUAUUACUAUGUGUGCACAGCUGUUCUUUUUUGUUUUCAUGCAAUACAUAUCCCCAUUGGGUAAAAUCCUUUUUUUUUUUUUCAAAUCAAAAUGGGCAACUUUUGCCGCUCAUUUUUAUUUGUGAAAAGUUCUUCAUUGAGUACAAGUGUGAUCAGGUUUUUAUUGCUUUAAGAGAAAAAUAUGUAUGAAUUGUAUUUUAAAAGUGUUUUAUGUAAAAUUUAUUUUAUGAAACCUUACAUUGUGCAUGUGUGUGUAACAUAUCAGUGUUAAAGAGUCUAUGAAAUUGUAGGGUUUUAAGUACCCACAUAAUUGUACAGAAUUCUUCGAUUAUAUGCAUUUGUAAAUACUGCUCCGGUAUGUUGUUAGAACAAAUAUUUUUAUAUAUGCAUCUGAUGGAUGAAUGUACAGAAAGUGUUUAUCAUCACCUUUCGAGGUCUCCGUCCAUACUGAUAUGUCAAAUAAAGUUCAUUAAAAAAGAAA
Molecule: messenger RNA, 4805 nt
Organism: Uloborus diversus
Lineage: Eukaryota; Metazoa; Arthropoda; Arachnida; Araneae; Uloboridae
Product: apoptosis-stimulating of p53 protein 1-like
Exons: 15
Coding region: 331-3396 (1021 amino acids)
Biological process (GO): regulation of apoptotic process
Cellular component (GO): nucleus
Molecular function (GO): p53 binding
Source: RefSeq, a predicted model, not a curated record